UUAUUUCUCUUCUUCAGACAUUUCGAUCACUUCAAACAUGGAGAACACAGACCAGUGGAUCUUGCAGACUGAUGGGAGAAGAUAAUAUAGAUCAAAUCUUUACUCUGAGGAGUUGCAGCUCAUAGACCCAUCAGAUACAAAACAAACAUGACAUUUGCGUUUUACUUUCUGGUCUUGUUGGGGUCCGGAUACGUCAGUUCCACUUACGGGCCCCGCCAGAGAGCACAGAUGACUGGUGAUAUUUUGCUCGGGGGACUUUUCCCCAUACACUUUGGUGUUGCAUCAAAAGAUCAAGACCUUGCAGCGCGACCACAAUCCACACAGUGUGUGAGGUUCAAUUUCCGAGGGUUCCGCUGGCUGCAGGCAAUGAUUUUUGCAAUUGAUGAAAUCAACAACAGCACCACUCUCUUGCCGAAUAUAACACUGGGCUACAGAAUCUUUGACACAUGCAAUACUGUGUCAAAAGCCUUGGAAGGCACCCUUAGCUUUGUGGCCCAAAAUAAGAUUGAUUCUCUGAAUUUAGAUGAAUUUUGUAACUGUACUGAUCACAUUCCUUCAACUAUUGCAGUCGUGGGAGCAGCUGGAUCUGCAGUCUCCACAGCGGUUGCAAACUUGCUGGGUCUCUUUUAUAUCCCUCAGAUCAGCUAUGCCUCUUCUAGCCGCUUACUGAGGAACAAGAAUCAGUACAAGUCCUUCAUGAGAACCAUUCCUUCAGAUGAGUAUCAGGCCACUGCCAUGGCAGAUAUCAUUGAAUACUUCAAGUGGAACUGGGUCAUUGCAGUAGCCUCUGAUGAUGACUACGGACGCCCAGGGAUUGAAAAGUUUGAGAAAGAGAUGGAAGAACGAGACAUCUGCAUUGACCUAAAUGAACUCAUUUCUCAGUACAUUGAGGAUCAUGAAAUACAAAGUCUUGUGGACAGGAUUAAGAACUCCACAGCAAAAGUAAUUGUUGUGUUUGCUAGUGGCCCUGAUGUUGAGCCACUAAUUAAAGAAAUGGCCAGACGAAAUAUCACAGAUCGUACCUGGUUAGCAAGUGAAGCUUGGGCAAGCUCUUCUCUUAUUGCCAAACCAGAGUAUCUUGAUGUAGUGGCUGGAACUAUUGGCUUUGCACUGAAGGCUGGACACAUACCUGGCUUUAAAAACUUCUUACAAGAAGUCCAUCCCAGGAAGGACAGUCAUAAUGAAUUUAUCAGGGAGUUUUGGGAAGAAACCUUCAACUGUUACCUGGAAAAUAACCUCCAAGAAAGCGACAAUGGCAGCACUAAUUUUAGGCCCUUGUGUACUGGGGAUGAAGACAUUACAAAUGUUGAGACUCCGUACUUGGACUACACACACCUUCGUAUCUCCUAUAAUGUGUAUGUUGCAGUGUAUUCCAUUGCACAGGCCCUGCAGGACAUACUAACAUGCACACCUGGACGUGGACUUUUUGCUAACAACUCCUGUGCAGAUAUCAAGGAAAUGGAAGCAUGGCAGGUCCUGAAGCAGCUCAGGCAUUUGAACUACACCAACAGUAUGGGGGAAAAGAUGCGCUUUGAUGAGAAUGCAGAUUUGGUAGGAAACUAUACCAUUAUAAACUGGCAUAGGUCUGCUGAAGACAGCUCUGUGGUGUUUGAAGAAGUUGGAUACUACAACAUGCACAUCAAGAAAGUAGCCAAACUGUUCAUCGACAAGAGAAAAAUUUUGUGGAAUGGAUACAGUUCUGAGGUGCCAUUCUCAAACUGCAGUGAGGACUGUGAACCCGGCACAAGAAAGGGGAUCAUAGACAGCAAGCCCACAUGCUGCUUUGAAUGCACCGAGUGUUCAGAUGGAGAAUACAGUAAUCACAAUGAUGCCAGUGUUUGCACCAAGUGCCCAAAUAAUUCCUGGUCCAAUGGGAACCACACUUUCUGCUUCCUUAAGGAAAUUGAGUUUUUGUCCUGGACAGAGCCAUUUGGAAUAGGUUUGGCCAUAUGUGCGGUACUCGGUGUUGUCUUGACUACCUUCGUGAUGGGAGUGUUUAUCAAAUUUCGCAACACACCAGUAGUGAAAGCCACAAACCGAGAACUGUCGUACGUGCUCCUCUUCUCCCUUAUCUGUUGUUUCUCCAGCUCUUUCAUCUUCAUCGGUGAGCCGCAGGAUUGGUCGUGCCGCCUACGCCAACCUGCCUUUGGAAUCAGCUUUGUUCUCUGCAUCUCCUGCAUCCUGGUGAAAACCAACAGAGUACUUUUGGUGUUUGAGGCCAAGAUCCCCACGAGUCUCCAUCGUAAAUGGUGGGGAUUAAAUUUACAGUUUUUGUUAGUGUUUCUGUGCACGUUUGUCCAAGUAAUGAUAUGUGUGGUUUGGCUUUACAAUGCCCCUCCUUCCAGCUACAGGAAUCAUGAUAUUGAUGAGAUCAUUUUCAUCACAUGCAAUGAGGGCUCUGUGAUGGCUCUGGGGUUUCUUAUUGGUUACACCUGUCUCCUCGCAGCUAUAUGUUUCUUCUUUGCAUUCAAAUCACGGAAACUUCCAGAAAACUUUACAGAAGCCAAGUUCAUUACUUUCAGCAUGCUCAUAUUCUUUAUCGUUUGGAUCUCUUUCAUCCCGGCAUACUUCAGUACUUAUGGAAAGUUCGUGUCAGCUGUGGAGGUUAUUGCUAUACUAGCAUCCAGCUUUGGCUUGCUGGCUUGCAUCUUCUUCAAUAAGGUCUACAUCAUCCUCUUCAAACCUUCCAGGAACAACAUUGAGGAGGUCCGAUGCAGCACCGCAGCCCAUGCAUUCAAAAUGGCUGCCAAAGCAACAUUAAAACAUGGUACGGCAAGAAAAAAGUCCAACAGCAUUGAUAGGUCAUUUUCCUCAAGCCCCUCCUCAUCGAUCAGCCUCAAAACCAACGGCAAUGAGUGUGACAAUGCUUCAAGUAAGCAUAAACCAAGGGUGAGCUUUGGCAGUGGAACAGUUACUCUGUCCCUGAGCUUUGAGGAAUCAAGUAGUUCUCUGAUGUGAUACCAUAACACAUAGGCUGUGUCUCAAUUCAGGGGCUGCAUCCUUCG
Thalassophryne amazonica is the source of this 3005-nucleotide messenger RNA. It is a transcript of the gene casr, whose product is annotated as calcium-sensing receptor. The coding region runs from base 148 to 2958 and encodes 936 amino acids. Gene Ontology annotation, cellular component: membrane. Gene Ontology annotation, molecular function: calcium ion binding; G protein-coupled receptor activity. The transcript has 6 exons. The record is from RefSeq and is a predicted model, not a curated record. Lineage: Eukaryota; Metazoa; Chordata; Actinopteri; Batrachoidiformes; Batrachoididae. Gene Ontology annotation, biological process: G protein-coupled receptor signaling pathway; detection of calcium ion; regulation of calcium ion transport.